Fopius arisanus is the source of this 950-nucleotide messenger RNA. RefSeq names its product Mediator complex subunit 22 (gene MED22). Gene Ontology annotation, biological process: regulation of transcription by RNA polymerase II. The record is from RefSeq and is a predicted model, not a curated record. Gene Ontology annotation, cellular component: mediator complex. The transcript has 3 exons. Gene Ontology annotation, molecular function: transcription coregulator activity. NCBI's taxonomy places the organism in Eukaryota, Metazoa, Arthropoda, Insecta, Hymenoptera, Braconidae. The coding region runs from base 124 to 645 and encodes 173 amino acids.
AUCAAUCCUCUUUGACUCGACUGAUGCUCAGUCAUACAUCAAUGUUUAUAAAUAUUUCCUCUAUUUCUUAAUAACUCGAGGCGAAAGGUCUCAUUAACAAAACUCCAGAGUCGCCUGAGCUCCAUGAGCACAGGUUACCGGGCCCUUAUUUCUAGACAUUUAUUCCAAUGGAAAUCCUCGUCAGAUCGUGAAAACAGUGCAAUUAAAUUAAUUGUUGUAACAAUGUCAGCACCACGAGCUCUACCUCAAAGUAAAGAAGCUUUACUUAAAUCCUAUACAACGAGACUGAAAGACGACGUGAAAUCCAUGCUGGAGAAUUUUGAAGAGAUAAUAAAAUUGGCGAAAGGAGAAAAUGACUCACAGUUGUCCAGGAUGACCCAAUGUGAGCAGGACACAUACGAGAUGCAUGUGAGGGCUGCAAAUAUCGUGAGAGCUGGUGAAUCCCUCAUGAAACUAGUCUCCGACAUCAAGCAGUACCUUAUCCUCAAUGAUUUUCCUUCUGUCAAUGAUGCCAUCGCCACCAACAGUAAAUUGUUCAGACAGAAACAAGCUGAGUGCGAUCAGAAACUCGCAGCUCUCAGGGACGACAUGGCAGCUGAUCUCUAUGAUCUAGAAGAGGAAUACUACACGUCGAUUUAUAAAUGAACUGUGAUUACUCAUUAUCAACGAUUCACCUCAAUUCCGAUUUAUCAUCCAUUUAUCUCGAGAACCCUCUGCUUCACGAGAAAACGUCAAAGGACUUUUCAGUGAGGCCCGAUAUUUCCAAGAAAAAAGGUCUCUUGAGGUUUUAUUGUAAAAUCAAUAGUUGUUGAUUUAUCAGUAUUUAACAAAACUGGAAAAAUCGAAUUAUUUUGGAGAUUUGAAUUAUUUCUUUUCUCGAUAUUUAAGAUCGAUCUCUUCUGUAUUAUAUAGGCAUGAUAAGCUGAUAAAUAUAAUUUUUGAUAUCACAA